Molecule: messenger RNA, 914 nt
Organism: Trametes versicolor FP-101664 SS1
Lineage: Eukaryota; Fungi; Basidiomycota; Agaricomycetes; Polyporales; Polyporaceae
Exons: 3
Coding region: 324-707 (127 amino acids)
Source: RefSeq, a predicted model, not a curated record
GUCCUCUGCACGCUGUCCGCCUGUGUCUCGGAUGGACUGCCGUCCUCCCGCCGUUGUCUCUGUCCUACUGCGCUGCUUUUUGGUCUCGAGUGAGUAGUUGGUCGUCUGCGUCGUCCUAGAUGGUCUGCGUUUUCGAUUGCGCUUCGUCGGGGCGCCCCUCGGCGAUACCUACAAUACGCAUACAGCUGUCGUCCCGAACGGCACACGCGAGCACCGGCGGAUAGCGUUCGAUCCGCUCUCUCUGCGCGCGCACCUCCCUCCUCCGACCUGUCUCCCUGCACGCCCCGGCCCACAAAGCCCCCACCUAGGACACGGCGGAUUCGAUGGCUGCGCUCGCCGCGCACCUCCUCGUGCAAGCACGAAGCCGCCGCAUGCGUCCUUCGCCCGGAAUCUUGGGCUCAUUUCUCCCGUCUCCCGUCGUUCCCGCCACCGCAGUUCGUAUAGCCCCCACGUACGACCUGUACGGCACGAUAGAGGGCGAGCUGUUCUCGCAUAUGGUCGUUUCUCCGCAGAAAUCGAUGUACUCCCCGUCGCAGCAUCUAUAUCAACACCUCACAAAGCUUUGCACGUCCCCGCCAUGUCGCUCUGUCGCGCAGAAAGACACCCGCAGCGUGCAAUGGCGCUGGGCGGCCGCCACGCGCGAUGAACGGGCAGUGCUCGUGAGCGUCGCAGCGACCGUGCUCGUACAUGCCACGAAUCCUGCGUAGCGCGUCCUAGAUCAUGGAUAAGCAUGCGUCGGGCCCUCUCGAACGUUCCCGCGCCGUCCGUAUCGGCGUCGCACGUCCGCCUCGCCUCGUACGCCGCCGCGCCCGAAGCCCCUCUCCAGUACAAGAACCCCAACUCGCGGCCUAACGCUUCGCCCAAAGCCGCUCACCACGCGUCUACACGUCCCUUGUACUACGACGCACACACGC